CUUUCUUUUCUUUCCUUCUUUUUCUUUGCUUCUACUUUUCUUGUUGGUCACCCCACUCCACAUCCUACCACAGGAACAAUUUCAUCCAUAAUCCUCUCCUCCACUCCUCCGUCUUCGUUUCCGCUCCUGCUUCUACUCUACUUUAACCCCUCCUGUUUCUACUCUUCCUCCUCUUCUUACUCCUCCUCCUAAUCAUUCCGCCCUAACGAACACCUUUUUGAUUUAUAACUUUAUUUGCCUGAUCUGGUGGACUCUUUUCGUAUUCUCUCUAUUUUUUCCCCUUCCAAAUCCGAAAGAGCAAAUUCGUUUCCUGACUUUCUCGCGACUCGCUCAUUUAAUACAUUCAUUAAACAUCAACAUCAGGACAACAGCGUGUUCAAAUUUUCGAUCAAGAAAUAAAAAAAUGCGUGGCAUGAAGGGUCUGGCUAUAUCGACAGCAGCAUUGCUUGCUAUUGUUUCUACAACUUUGGUACAGCAGACCUCUGCCUUUGGUUACAUGACCGAUUACAAUGGGACACUUUGCAAUGGCUUUAUUGACUACAAGGUCUGGCUCCCCGACAAUGUCACAGUCCAAAAUAUAGAAGAUGAGUUGAUCAAACAAGGUGUUCAAGAACUUACUGCGCUAGUCGACCCAUGCAAGUCGACCUUUCUAUCCUAUGCCUGCUCUGUCGCAUUUCCAAGACCUGUCAUUACAGGCCAAACUAAUAGCUACAAUGUGUUGUUCGCGUGUCAAUCAUCAUGUCAGGCGGUCCAUCAAGCCUGUACAGCUGACCUCACCUUCUUGAAUAUGACUAACCUUCUCCCUGACUGUAAGGCACCCAUUCCUGGUACUGAGCAGUUUCCCAAUGGGCCAUACGAUCACCAGCUGGACAAUUCUUGCAAUGCUGUUCCAUUUCAGAGCUCCAACACGACAUGCGCGACUCCUAUGACCGAGUGUGUAUCCCCAUUCGUUGAAGACCUGGUGUUCAAGGCAACAGGCGGCGCACAGAAUACAGAUGAUGCAUAUUGUGGAUGUGGAUGCUGUCUGCCCUGCCCACAGCCAAAUGCGUUCUAUAAGCCCGAAAUAUUGGACCAGGGCUUCUUUAUCACUGAUAUUCUCAAAGCCGUUUCUGCAGGCUUGGCCUUGGUCCUGGCGUUGUCUUAUGUGGUCCUUCCCGACAAGUUGCAACAUCCAUCCAACUUGAUUUUAUUUGCGGCGCUGGCGACCGCAAUCUUUGGUGCAGCUGUAGCACCAUCGUUUGGUAAUCCAAGACGAAUCCAAUGUGCUGCCAACGGUGUUUCAACUGCUACUUCAUAUAACAAUAACCUAUGCACCAUCCAAGGAGCCUGGUUGCUGUUUGGAGCAAUUGCAACGACAGCCUGGUUGUCUAUCGUUAUUGUGAAUCUGCAUUUGCAUACGGUCUGGAAUUCGAGCUGGCUCUCGAAAAGGGCCUGGUUGACACAUCUUAUUGGCUGGGCCGUCCCUGCAGCAUUCGCUGCCAUUGCUGUUAUAACAAAUUCCAUUGGAUGGAACAACUCCAAUAUGUGUAUGGCUACACAAGAAACAUCUAAUGCACUUCUGUUCAUUCCCCUCGGAGUCAUUAUGAUCCCCUCCAUAUUGUUGCAUUUCACUACAUUCUUUCAUAUCAUCAAAGUGACUCUUCAGGCCGAGAACUCAGAGACAGUUUCCCAUUCGACCUUGUCGUCAGGUCGUGCAGCACGAAUUUCUCACCGUCGACAUGUCAUGAAUGCGAUUCGUAUCCAAUGGCGUGCAGCAGUUCUCGCGUUUGUGGUUGCAAGCUCGGUACUGAUCUACUGGGCAUUUUACUUGGUAGAGGGUGCCAAGACGGAUAUGUCCUGGAUGAGCACCUGGCAGUUAUGUAUUUUCACCAAGGCAGGUGAUCAAGAGCAAUGCGCAGAUAUGUUUACUAAAGGUCAUGUACCGGACUUUGCAUUUAUGAUGGUGGCUGAAGGCUUGGUCAGCACAACUGGUCUUUGGGUCUUCUUGCUCUUCUUCAAGCAGUCGCUUAUCAUGGAAUGGAAAGAGUACAUCAGUGGAUGGAUUUGUUGCGGAGGACGCAGGCACCGCAAGAGACAGGAGAACCAGUUCUAUGUUAUUUAAAAAAGCAAAGGAACUUGUUUAUUUAUUAUUAUUAUUAUUUUAUAUCAUUUAUAUUUAAAAAUUACAUAGAUAUACAUAUAUCCUCUUACCAUCCACACUGUUCUCAAAUAUACUCAUUUAUUUU
Molecule: messenger RNA, 2225 nt
Organism: Lobosporangium transversale
Lineage: Eukaryota; Fungi; Mortierellomycota; Mortierellomycetes; Mortierellales; Mortierellaceae
Exons: 6
Coding region: 404-2101 (565 amino acids)
Biological process (GO): cell surface receptor signaling pathway; G protein-coupled receptor signaling pathway
Cellular component (GO): membrane
Molecular function (GO): protein binding; G protein-coupled receptor activity
Source: RefSeq, a predicted model, not a curated record